Molecule: messenger RNA, 2320 nt
Organism: Hordeum vulgare subsp. vulgare (domesticated barley)
Lineage: Eukaryota; Viridiplantae; Streptophyta; Magnoliopsida; Poales; Poaceae
Product: E3 ubiquitin-protein ligase WAV3-like
Exons: 1
Coding region: 530-2179 (549 amino acids)
Source: RefSeq, a predicted model, not a curated record
UAUAUGUUAAAUUGAUGACCUAGGUAUACGUGCACGCCUUAUAAACUGUGACGGAGGGAGUACUCCAUAUGACUCAUAUUAAUUGUCGUUGAUUAGUUGUACCAAAUCGGUGACAAUUAAUAUGGUUUGGAGCAAAUAACAUUUAGAAAAGGAUGGUAGUAACAAGAAACUUAACUUGUCCUCUAACUGAUGUCAAAGAAAAUGUCUCGCUGGGAGGAAGGAGUGGGUGCUUGGUUGUUGAGAAUGGCAUCGAUAUUUAGGUGAGUAAGCUGAUGCAUGACAUUGGAGUAUCAUUUUAUUAAUGUCUGUAGUAAAGUUAUAUUGUCCCGUGGCAACGCACGGGUAUUUAACUAGUCUGUAAAUAAAGCGUACGUAUUUUCUGAAUUUUUUCUUCUCGUCUACGCCACGAUCACGUGUGGGCCAUAAUGUUUUGGGUUGUCCCUGCAUGCAUGGAGCCAGUUACGCAAUUAUAGGAGAUUUUAUUGAUCAGUUUCCAUUCAUAUACUCUGGCAGUUAGGGCUCGAUCGGCAUGCACACGCCGAUUCAUAUCCAUCUCGCCAACGAAACCGACCAAACCCUAGCUAUUAGCACAUCCAUGUCGAACAACAAUGUUCCCUGGCUCGCCGGCCUGUCCACGCCGUUCCCGGCCCCGGCCCCGGCUGCGGCGUACUACUACCAAGACGACGAGCCGGUGGAGCACAAGAAACCCCUGGCGAACAGCGGGCGGGGGUUGGUCCUCAAGACCCACUGCGAGUUCCCGGCCAUCGGAAGGGGCGCGUCCAGGGACAAGUUCGCGGUGCUCGUCCACGCCAGGGCGCCCGCCGACGUGCCGCGCGCGCCGCUCGACCUCGUCACCGUGCUCGACGUCAGCGGCAGCAUGAAGGGCGAGAAGCUUGCGCUGCUGAAGCGGGCCAUGGCCUUCGUCAUCGAUCAACUCGGCCCCGCCGAUCGCCUCUCCGUCGUGUCCUUCUCGACGCAGGCGGCCCGCCUAACCCGCCUCGCGCGCAUGUCGGACGCCGGCAAGGCCUCGGCCAAGCUCGCGGUGGAGCGCCUUGUUGAUGUUGGGGCCACCAACAUCCGCGAGGGCCUCCGUGUGGGCGCCCAGGUGCUCGUCGGCCGCCGGCACAAGAACUCCGUCGCCAGCAUGAUCCUUCUCUCCGACGGCCAGGACUCGUACCUCGGGUCAAAGAGGUACAUGGACCUUGUGCCGCCUUUGUUCGUGCUCGCCGGGAGCCGGCCCGGGCCGAUCCACACGUUCGGCUUCGGCACCACCCACGACGCCGCGGCAUUGCACACCAUCGCGCAGGCCACGGGCGGCACCUUCUCCUUCGUCGGGAACCAGGCGGCGAUCCAGGACUCGUUCGCGCAGUGCAUCGGCGGCCUCCUGUCGGUCGCCGUGCAGGAGGCGCGCAUCGCCGUCACGUGCCUGCACCGGGGCGUGCACGUCCAGGAAGUCAAGUCCGGCUGCUACGGCAACCACGUGGACGCCGACGGCCGCGCCGCCUCCAUCGACGUCGGAGAGCUCUAUGACGACGAGGAGAGGCGCUUCUUGGUGCUCGCGUACGUGCCGAGAGCCCGGCCCGCGGAGUCGGUCACCCGCCUGGUCAAGGUGACCUGCGCCUACCAGGACGCCGCGACAGGGCAGGCCGCCAACGCCGCCGCACCCGCGGCGGUGAUCCAGAGGCCGCUGGAGCUGACCGACCUGCCGCCUGCGUGCAUGGAGGUGGAGCGGGAGCGCGUCCGCCUCGCCGCGACCCAGGACAUCGCGGCCGCACGUGAAGCCGCUGAAGGCGGGCAGCACGCCGGGGCGGCGAAGAUACUGGACUCACGGCUGAAGGCGGUGGAGCGGUCGGCGCCGGGGAUGGCGGGAGACGACCCCACGUGUGAGGCAAUCAAGGAGGAGCUGCGCGACCUGAGCGCACGCGUGGGCGACCGGCGGGAGUACCAGCGGACGGGGCGCGCGUGCCUGCUGGCCGGCAUGAGCUCGCACGCGCAGCAGCGCGCGUCGGCGGUGGAGCUGCAGUCGUCGGCUGCGAGCAAGCCCCGGGCGUACCUGACUCCCAAGAUGGAGGAGAUGGUGGAGACGUCGCGUGAGCAGAGCAGGAAGCGUCGCAACAGCUGCGGAUCCACCCAGCAGCUUAAUAAUAAACAGAUCAAGCAAGACCUCACCGACGACUGAUUCCUCUUUCUCUGCCUGGUGAAACAAGACGCUGGUUGAUUAUGUGAUAUGAUGGUCUUUUUAUUAUUCUGAUGAUCAAGCCUGAACAUCUUAUAUAUGGCCACUACUCCAUUCGUUUUUAAAUAUAAGUCUUUUUAAAUA